CCUUCGGUGGUGGUGGUGGCUGAUAGAUAAGUGAUGAUUGUCCUGCCGGCGGCGUUGCUCAGUCAGUUUGAGAAUAGCGCGGGACCGAGAAAGGAACCAGGACAGAAAGAAAAGCAGAUCGUGAACAUGUCUUUAUUUGUUCUCAAAACGGAUCCACCCGGGCCCGAAGCCAGGGCCGUGGCCGAGAAGGAACUCAGGGAAACCGAGGAGAAUGUAAAAAAGGGCCUUGAGACCCUAAAGAAGCUCCUCCAAGAGGACAAAACGAUUUAUUAUCCCACCGACGAUGAUUUCCUUAUGAUCUAUCUCCGGCCGUGCAAAUUUUAUCCAGAGAGUGCGUUGGCGCUGAUGAGACGCGUCGCGGACUUCAAAGUGAAGCAGGCAGCCCUGCUGCACAAUCUAUUGCCGAGCGACGAGAAAGAGGCCUUCACCAAGUACAAUGUCGUCAAUGUGUUUACAAACCUAGAUCACAAAAAUCGCAGGGUGAUGGUUGUGAAUGCCGGCAAAACCUGGGAUCCAUCGAAAGUCAACUCCGACCAAAUUUUCCGGCUUUUCUACUUGAUACACCAGCUGGCCCUUCAAGAACCGGAAACGCAGAUAUAUGGUUCCGUGGUCAUAAUGGAUUUUGACGGACUAUCCAUGAAACAAGUCACAGGACUGUCGCCAGCCUGGAGCAUGAGACUCCUUACUUUUAUUCAAGAAGCAAUGCCAAUGCGUUUAAAGGCGGUGCAUUUUGUCAAACAACCGUGGUUGUUUAAUAUGGUGUGGCAAAUGAUUAAACCAUUUGUGAAAGAGAAAUUGAGGACACGCAUGUUCUUCCAUGGCUCCAAGAUGUCUUCCCUCCACACUCACAUCCCACCGAGUCAUUUGCCGAAAAACUAUGAUGGUGAAUUGCCAGAAAUAGAUUAUAGCGGUGCCGAUUGGUAUCCAGUAGCAUUUUCUUACGAAGACAAGAUUAGAGAAUGGAACACUUAUGGACAUCGUAAGAAUGAAUAAGCUUUCAUUAUAAAGAUGUUUGUUGCUAGAUAUUAAAUUUUUUUCUUUAUAAAUUCAAAUAGAUUCCGGACAAUGGACAAUCUAAAAAA
Molecule: messenger RNA, 1082 nt
Organism: Wasmannia auropunctata (little fire ant)
Lineage: Eukaryota; Metazoa; Arthropoda; Insecta; Hymenoptera; Formicidae
Product: alpha-tocopherol transfer protein-like
Exons: 5
Coding region: 34-993 (319 amino acids)
Cellular component (GO): membrane
Molecular function (GO): phosphatidylinositol bisphosphate binding
Source: RefSeq, a predicted model, not a curated record